This is a messenger RNA of Capsicum annuum, 1581 nucleotides long. Its product is annotated as probable glutathione S-transferase parC. The transcript is spliced from 3 exons. Lineage: Eukaryota; Viridiplantae; Streptophyta; Magnoliopsida; Solanales; Solanaceae. Gene Ontology annotation, cellular component: cytoplasm. The record is from RefSeq and is a predicted model, not a curated record. Gene Ontology annotation, molecular function: glutathione transferase activity. The coding region runs from base 345 to 917 and encodes 190 amino acids. Gene Ontology annotation, biological process: glutathione metabolic process.
UUAGGAAGAUACUUCUUUCUUUUUCUUCAUCUUCAUUUGUUUUUUUCUUCAUACAACAAAAAUGGAUGAUGGCAAGGUGAUUCUGUUGGAUUUCUAGUAACUUUUGUUUCUCUAUAAAGCCAUUUUAAAACUCACCACAUGCAUUAACUGUGUGAACACCCCAAGCCCAAUGGACCACAUACAUCAUUACUUAUACGUAACAAAUCGAAAAUGAAGGCAUCUACAACACUACUAUAUAUGGGAGACUAUGUACAAACCAUAAAACAAUCAAUAUUAAUUAGCAAUUGUGAAAAUUAAUAACUUCUUUCUUCUAAGCAUUUGCCUUGUCUAUUCACACAGCAAAAAUGGCUAACAAUGAGGUGAUUCUGUUGGAUUUCUGGCCUAGCAUGUUUGGCAUGAGGCUAAGGGUUGCACUUGCUGAAAAAGAGAUAAAAUAUGAGUACAAAGAAGAGGAGUUGCUGAAUACCAAAAGUCCUCUACUUUUGCAGAUGAACCCUGUCCACAAGAAAAUCCCAGUUUUGAUUCACAAUGGGAAGUCCAUAUGCGAGUCUAAUAUUGCAGUUGAGUACAUUGAUGAAGUGCGGAAGGACAAAGCCCCUUUUCUCCCUUGUGAUCCUUAUGAAAGAGCACAAGCUAGGUUCUGGGCUGACUACAUUGACAAGAAGCAUCUGGAUGUCAUCAUGUACUACUUGAGAAAGAAAUACAAGAACAAGAAUUUUCCAAGCAAGAGAUACACUACCAUAGAUUACUUUUUCAAAGUGUACAUCGAUAAGGCAUAUGUGAAUUACUAUGAUGAUGACGCUGGCAACGAGCUUGCCACACAAGAUGCAUCUGCAAAAACUGAUGAGGUUGCUGAUAUGGAGACGACAUUGAUUAACACCAUCAAGGGAUUCAGUCCACGUGCAGGUCAGCCUUGACAUUUAGUUGAUGAGAUCUUUGUCCCAAUUAACUGUGAUAGUGCCUUUCACUGGAUAUUGGUAGUCAUUGCAUCAAAGGAUCGAUGCAUUCGUGUGUAAGGUUCAAUGGCCUCUUCACGAAAAAGAACACAAACAAGUGAGAUUGAAAAGUUGGUUGUAAUGAUUCCUACUUUCUUUCAAUACAGUAACUUUUUUUUAGCAAAAGGUACCAACUAACUGGACUGCACUGACAUCCUACAAGGGAAAGACCGGACGUGAUCCAUUUCAAGUGAAAUACAUAUCUGAUAUAGCACAACAAGAAAGUGGAAGUUUGGAUUGUGGUGUAUUUGUAGCUGUAUAUGCCGAGUAUCUGAGCGAGGGAUUAGACAUUCCAUCUUCGAAAAUUGAUGCUCACUACCAUCGUCUGAGAUAUGUUAGUAUUUUGUGCAAGUACGGAUCUGUAAAAGCAGACAAUGGAUACUUUAGUGAGAAUUACGAUCCACCAAGGCCAAGGAUGAAGUUCACACCAAAAGAAACCGAUCGUGUUUUGCGUAUUCGGUAAUUGUUAAUUUUUGGCUAGUAGACUAUUAAAAAUAUUGUUGAUGAUAUAAACUUUGAUGAUGUUAGUAGUGUUUAGACAGGCAUACGUUAAAUUUUUUUAAUGAAUAAUUACUUCUAUUUUGCA